This is a messenger RNA of Lodderomyces jiufengensis, 1245 nucleotides long. RefSeq lists its product as uncharacterized. The transcript has a single exon. NCBI's taxonomy places the organism in Eukaryota, Fungi, Ascomycota, Pichiomycetes, Serinales, Debaryomycetaceae. The record is from RefSeq and is a predicted model, not a curated record. The coding region runs from base 1 to 1245 and encodes 414 amino acids.
AUGAGAUUUAAAUCAAAAAAGCAAGUAGACCCCAACGCGUCAGUUGUACCAAAUGACGUUCUUGGAACAAAGUACGCAAAAAAUUUAGAUAUUAAAACAUCAAAUCAAGAUAUGUUUAUGUUAUAUCAUUUAUCAUUAGCUAUAACAAAAGAAUUAGAACAUUUUUACGGUGGGAAUAAUAUUGAAUCAUUAUCAAUAAAUCAAAAUUUUUUAUCUAGUUUUAAAUCUAUAAAAGUUGAAUCUGCAAGAAUUGGAAACGAUAAUUUUAUCAGAAAUGAACAAAAUGAUUUGGAUUUAUCAGUAAGUAUUAGUUUUAAUAUUACAACAAAAAAACAAGAUGCGAAUCAAAGUGUUGUUGAUGAAAGUUUACAAGAUACCAAUAUAAGAUCUGAAAUUGUUAGUUCAACUUUAAGUCUGGAAUUUGAAAAUGAUGAACUGGUAUUCCAAGAAAUUUUGCAACCUAUUCAAGAAGAACCUAUAAAACAAAGUUCAAAAAGAUCAAAAUCCAAAACUACUAAAGAAGUUCCUGAACCUAAAAAAUCAAUAUGGAGUAAGCUCAAAAAAGAAAAGACUAAAAAAGUUCAAGUAGUUGAACCAAAAGAAGAACUAAAAGAAGAACUAAAAGAAGAACUAAAAGAAGAACCUAAGAGAGAAUUUACUUAUUUCAAUCCACAACCAAAUAUUUUACAGCAAUAUCUUAAAUUUCAUGAUCAUUUAGAUGAAGAAGAUUACCAUUGCUACGUAAAUGAGUUUCAGAAAUUACCAUUAAAAGGAUACCCAACUCAAAAUAUCGAUACAAAUAAUUUGGUAAAUAACACUAAAUCAAUUUCUACUACAGAUACAUCUUUUAAUUUCCCAGAUCCAACAGCAGAUGUAUCUCAACAAUAUCAAAAUCAAUUUAAUUCUCCAGAUUCUUCAAUUUUACAACCAAUUAAUGAAAACAUCCAAAAAUCAGUUAAAAAAACUAGAAAUCACUAUGUUGCAAAAACCUCAAAAAGACAUGAGAAACAAAAAUUAAAAUCAAAUCCUCAAUUAUCGAAAGUUUUGGAAACUUCACCAUUUUAUGAAAAUAUGGAUACUACAAUUGAUUCAGAUGAUUCUGAUGAAGAAGAGUACGAAGUUAGAUAUAAAGAAAAUCAACAUGGUCAUCAUGGUAAAACUGUCAAAAAUUUCACUAAAAAGUCACAUAAAAGAAAAAAUCAAAAUUAUAAUCCAUAUGGUCUUGUUGAAGGAUCAAAAUUUUAA